AUGGAGGUUCCCGGCAAGAAUCCCUGUGGAGUUAGACCUUUCUACUGGAAGAAGGACGUUCCCCUUGAAGACACGACCCGCCCUCCUCUGGUCACCAACAAGGAAGAGGUUGCGGAUGGCAUGAACAUCACUUGGGACGUGCCUGUUACCAUGCGCGACGGUCUGAAGGUUUACGUGGAUGUGUUUCGCCCCGAAGGUGUCACGGGCAAGCUUCCUAUCAUCUUCACCUUCAGUCCUUACGUCGCGGCUCGUGGGGAUCCGAGGGUGACCUCGACAUUUUCAGCCAACAAGAAAGCCGUGAUGGCCAUGACUGUAUUGAAUGGGCUGUGGGGAAUCGCCGCUCAGAACCCUCCGCAUCUGGCGGCUUUUGUUCCCUGGGAAGGGUUCACUGAUUUCUACCGCGACUAUACCCACCAUGGUGGUAUUCCAGAGACCAAGUUCCUUCAUUUCACUCAGUGGUCCUGCCGAGCUGGUGUCAAUCUGGUCGAGGAUCUUAUUGAGAACAACAAGGCCCAUCCUCUUCUUGAUGACUACCAUAAGUCCAAGUGUGUCCAGGAUCUGUCCAAGAUCACUACCCCGACAUAUGUCGUUGCCGACUGGGGUGACCAUGGGAUGCACACUUGUGGCACUUUGAACGGAUUCGUCGGCAUCAGUUCGGAGGACAAGUGGCUUGAAGUGCAUGGCCAAAAGAAGUGGCGCUACUUCUUCGAGCCUGAGAGUGUACGACGUCAGGAGGCUUUCUUCCAGAAGUUCCUCAAGGGUGAGAAGAGUGAAGUCGACAAUUGGCCUCGAGUUCGUCUUGAAGUUCGCGAUCGAGCUUGGAAAGGCCAGUUCCGGCCCGAAAAUGAAUGGCCCCUUGCUCGCACCCAAUACACCAAAAAGUACCUCGAUGUUGCUCAGGGCAAACCUCUCGACCAGAAUCCGUCCACGAUUUCGAUGAGCAGCUACAACUCCCAAAGGAAGAUCCAGUACUAUCCCAGCUAA
Molecule: messenger RNA, 984 nt
Organism: Aspergillus uvarum CBS 121591
Lineage: Eukaryota; Fungi; Ascomycota; Eurotiomycetes; Eurotiales; Aspergillaceae
Product: alpha/beta-hydrolase
Exons: 5
Coding region: 1-984 (327 amino acids)
Source: RefSeq, a predicted model, not a curated record